AGUUGUAGUCUAUAUACGGGUACCGUAUGUGGUAUUGAUUUGUUAAAAGAAAAUGGACACACCAUCAAGCUCCAUAGCUGCCACACCAUCAGGACGAACGCCAGGCAGGACCCCUGCACAUGGUGAAGUUGUUCCCCAUCAACCAAAAGCAAUGAUAUAUAUUUGUGGAGAAUGUCAUCAAGAAAAUGAAAUAAGGUCUCGUGAUCCAAUCCGAUGUAGAGAAUGCGGUUGCCGAAUUAUGUACAAGAAAAGAACAAAAAGAAUGGUGGUAUUCGACUGCAGAUGAAAAGUUUUAAUGCACAACCAUAAUAACGUAAAUCCAUUGAAGAUUUUUCUUGUGACAGUGAGGGGAAAAGACUUUAUAAAUCGUCAACUUUCAAAUGACUACAGACUACAUAUUUGCACAGAACAUUUCUGUGAUCUACCAAGUUCAAUCAUAAUAUUGACAUCCUGUUCUUUUGUAACUGGAUUAUUGUACUCCACUGCCUCACCACAUGACUUUCUAUUUGAAAAUUUGUUCUCCAGUACAUUGUUUUAAAUAUUUGCUCUGGAGUAGGCUUAGAGUAAAUUUUUUUUUUGAUGGCCGGCCUGGCAUUUUUUAAACCCUGCUACUACAUCAAUAAACAUUAUAUUGAAUAAAUGGCGAAUGAUCUGUUUUCUAGUUUGACAUGCAAGCUGUUUGAGAUACAUUGGCAUUGUUAGACCUUUUUGAGCAUAAAUUAAAAAUUCAAUAGGACUUGUAUCCAACUAUGUUUUGAGAAAUGUUCAUACUUUGCACUGCAUUAUAUUAAAUAAGACUAAUAGAAUAUUCAUUCAGUGGUUUGUGGCCAAUAUGCAAAUGUUACCCCAGCGCAAGACGAUGAUGUAUGGGUCUAGUGCCUCUAGUGGGCUUGGCCAGUUUUGCAUAUGUUAUUCCUAACCCCCACCGGACUACGUCAUCCAAAAAUUAUAGCUUGCCGAAGUAUAGCUAAUGGCAACAAUCUCUCUCAUUUUGGGUUUGUUACAAGAAAAUAGCUUGCUCGACUUCGGUUAAUCGUCUGCGCGCUUUGGACAACCAUCCGUAUAUUUUGUUGGGGUUUAGGAAUGACGACCCCAAAAAUGAUUGACAAGUUCCAAAUUAUAUUCUCAACAUUUUGAAUAAGUUUGCAAAAUGACUUGGCAUUGCUGUAAGUGCCAUAACCCACUGGAGCAUAUGUGUACAUUUUCGUGUCCCUUGAUUUAAGCUGUGACAUGCAUGUAGGACAAUUUCAUUGAAAACUCAAUAUAAGAUCUUGGAUGCUAAUGCGUGUAAGCACAAUUUCAAAUUUGUAGUGCUACCUACUAUUCAUACAACCGCCUGUUGAUUUUAGUGCAUUUUAUUCACCAUUAGUAUUACAGUCAAGCUGGUAUGAAAUAUAAGGUAGCUCUUAAAUUUCUAAAUCAUUAUCUAAACUAGUAAAAAUUGUCUACUUGAUUACUGUAAUGGAGCAUUUCAUAAAAAGGAAUGAAAACCAGAUUUGUUCUGUUAUUAUAAUGUACAGAAUAGAAAAAUAUGACAUAUUCAUUUCCUAGAGUCAUUCUUCAUAAAAGGAAUAUGCUGGGAAUUGUUAUAUUGGGGAAUGCUUUAUUCUUCAGAACCAAUGAAGUACCAAAUUACCACUGAUGCAGUGUAAUAGAUAAAAAUACCCUAGUCAGAAACAUUUUUUGCUUGCAUAGCAUCAUGGAACUACAGCAAACUUAACAGAAAAUUUCUCAGUUUCUUCGGACAUGUUUUGCAGAUAACUGAUGGAAAGAAAUAAUUAAACAGUAUAAUAUUUAAGGUGUUGAUACAGUAAUCAUUAAAAAUCAUAAUACAGUCAGUAAAAUUGAUCGAUAAUUCAAUUGCAUGCACCUUGUGAAACGAUUAUGUGGAAUAAAUCUUGAAAGUACUAGAACCUCUGUUUGUAAUCCUUUGGUGCUGUAAAGAAUGAGGUGAAAAUGGUUCAGUGAGAUACAGCUAUCAGUGUUGAUCAUUCAAUUGCACCGUAUGAAAC
Molecule: messenger RNA, 2012 nt
Organism: Styela clava
Lineage: Eukaryota; Metazoa; Chordata; Ascidiacea; Stolidobranchia; Styelidae
Product: DNA-directed RNA polymerases I, II, and III subunit RPABC4-like
Biological process (GO): DNA-templated transcription
Cellular component (GO): RNA polymerase I complex; RNA polymerase II, core complex; RNA polymerase III complex
Molecular function (GO): zinc ion binding; DNA binding
Source: RefSeq, a predicted model, not a curated record